AUGGUGACGACUCAUCCUCAGAUUAUCGUCUAUACCUACCCGUUCUCUCCUUGGGGUACUAAAAUAGUCACAUACCUCACCCUUCGUCAUAUUCCUUAUGCGGAAUGCCAUCAACCGCAGCACUGGCCUCGUCCCGACAUACAAAGCCAUUUCGGACUGCAAUAUCGGAGGAUUCCAAUACUUGCCAUUGGGAGAGAUAUUUACUAUGAUACCUUACUGAUUCUUGAGAAGUUAGAGGAUUUAUAUCCUGGAAAAUUCUCACUAUCUGUCCAUGACCCAGCAGACAAGGCCUUAACGAAACUACUCGAAAAAUGGGCUGAAUUAGCAGUCAUGAAGUCUGUCGUAUCUUCAUUGCCUCCUGAUGCACCUCUAUGGAAAAAUGAAACAUUCCUUAAGGAUAGGAUCGAGCUUUGGGGCAGUCAGUUCGACCACCAGUCUAGGUUCAAAAAGCAUCCCGGAGCCUUGGCUGAAAUGAGAAAUCAUUUAGCUCUUCUUGAGGAUUUAUUGAGUGAUGGAAGACAAUGGCUACUCAAUACUCACAAUAUAAGCCUAGCCGACCUUCACGGAGGCUUUUUAUUAUUUUGGCUUCGUGAUACUUGUGGUGCGUUAUCGACGGAGUUCUUCUCCUCGUCAGAAUACCCUUGUACAUGGGCGUUCCUGGAUCGAUACGCAGACGCCAUUACUUCGGCAAAGCGAAACGGACACACGCCAAUCGUACUCGAUGGGGAGGAUGCCGCUAAUGUAAUCCUCCAUUCUGACUUUAGUGAGUUGGAAGGUUCCGUACUUAACGAUCCUACCGGGCUGCAGAAGGGUCAAAUGGUGACUGUGUACCGUGAUGAUGAUUUAAGCUCCAAACACCUGCACCGGGAUGUUGGCCGGCUAGUCAGCCUUACAUCGCGAGAGAUUACGAUCGCGGUUCAGGAAAGAAUAGUUGAUGUUGAGAUUCGAGUACAUUGUCCACGAUGGCAGUUUGUAGUAGAGGCUUCAGGCGGAGAUUCCACUGCAAUUCAUGGUUAG
This is a messenger RNA of Talaromyces proteolyticus, 1017 nucleotides long. RefSeq names its product glutathione s-transferase-related protein-like protein. NCBI's taxonomy places the organism in Eukaryota, Fungi, Ascomycota, Eurotiomycetes, Eurotiales, Trichocomaceae. The transcript is spliced from 2 exons. The coding region runs from base 1 to 1017 and encodes 338 amino acids. The record is from RefSeq and is a predicted model, not a curated record.